This is a messenger RNA of Dendrobium catenatum, 1225 nucleotides long. Its product is annotated as senescence-specific cysteine protease SAG39-like. The record is from RefSeq and is a predicted model, not a curated record. The coding region runs from base 1 to 978 and encodes 325 amino acids. The transcript has 2 exons. Gene Ontology annotation, molecular function: cysteine-type endopeptidase activity. Lineage: Eukaryota; Viridiplantae; Streptophyta; Magnoliopsida; Asparagales; Orchidaceae. Gene Ontology annotation, cellular component: lysosome.
AUGGAACAAUCAGUCUCGGGCUCCCAUUAUCCGCUGGUUCUCUUCAAAUCAAUUGUUAUUCUGAUGCUGACUGGGCUAGCGAUUUUCUCGAUAAACAAAUCCAUCACUGGCUUCUGUACUUUCCUAGGGAAAAGCCUUAUAUCAUGGUGUGUCAAGAAACAGGUCACAGUGGCUAAAUCAUCCACUAAUGCGGAAUACUGUGCUCUAGCAUCGGCCACCUCCGAUGUCAUUUGGCUCCGCCGCCUACUAACAAAUUUGCAGGUCUCACCAAUGUCGCCAACAUCCAUCCAUUGUGACAACACCUCCGCGCUAGCCUUGGCUCUUAAUCUUGUCUUCCACGCUCGGACCAAGCACAUUGAGAUUGAUAACCAAUUUAUCCCAGGAGCAUGUUGGGCAUUCUCGUCGGUGGCAGCCACAGAGGGCAUCAACCAAAUCAAGAAUGGGAAUCUAAUUUCCCUCUCAGAACAAGAGCUCAUUGAUUGCAAUGUGAAUGGCCAGAGCCAUGGUUGCAACGGGGGCCUCGUGGAUGAUGCUUUUCAAUUCAUCAUCGAUAAUGGAGGCAUCGACACUGAGAUCAACUACCCUUAUAAUGAAGCUGAUGGUUCCUGUAGCUCCAAUAAGGAGUCCAAAAGUGCUGUGAUGAUCUCUGGCUUUGAGGAUGUUCCAAGUAACAGUGAGUCAUCGCUGCUUAAAGCUGUCUCUAUUCAGCCAGUCUCUGUGGCUAUCGAUGGCGGCGACCCCAACUUUAAAAAUUAUGCAGGUGGCAUCUUCACUGGCCCUUGUAACACCGAACUCAACCAUGCAGUAACCGCCAUCGGCUAUGGCAUCGACACAGAUGGAACCAAGUACUGGCUCUUGAAGAACUCAUGGGGUACUAGCUGGGGUGACGAUGGCUACAUUAAGAUACAGAGGGACAUUGAUGCUGUUGAAGGACUCUGUGGACUUGCCACUCAGGCUUCUUACCCGACUAUCAAUUAAUUAUUUUAUCAACAAACAUUCAUACUCUGUUCUGUCAUUUCGAAGGGAGGAGAAAUUAGCCAAUCGAAACACUUGACGUAUGCAUCCAUAUAAGUCCAAUUACAAUCAUGUACUUUUAUAUGAUCACUUAUCUUACUUUUACUGUAUACAUAUUAUGAAGCCUCGUAUGUAUCCAGCUAGUAGUUUGUUCACUCUUAUGUAUCUUGUUUGAUUUAGAAUAUUAAUUAUGUUUGUCGAGCAUUUUUAA